AUGUCAUCAUAUCGGGAACAAGCAACAUCUAUCAUCAUUUUUCACAUGGAUGGUAUAUUUGCAUUCGCUGCAGUGAGAUGUUCGGCCUUUUUUCCAACUGCUUGUAUUGUCUGCUUUUGGAGUGGUUCUUCUUUUAAAGAAAUAUUUUUAAUUGGUUCUUCUUUUAAUGAAAUAUUUUCAAUUGGUUCUUCUUUUAAAGAAAUAUUUUUAAGUGGUUCUUCCAAAGCGCUUCCCAUAGUUUUUUAUUAA
Dentiscutata erythropus is the source of this 249-nucleotide messenger RNA. NCBI's taxonomy places the organism in Eukaryota, Fungi, Glomeromycota, Glomeromycetes, Diversisporales, Gigasporaceae. The record is from the annotation of a GenBank genome assembly.